GGUGGUGCUCAGCAUUUGCAUCGCAUGAAGAGAAAAGUUCAUGCUGAGCAAAUAUUUGUUAUCAAGAAAGAGAGCGGGAUUGUGGGAUUUGAAUAAGCAGUUUGUCGACCAAGGGCCUAAAGAGAGGCAGCAUGGAGGCUCCUUUGGUGUUUCUCCUCAUCAUAUCAGUGUUGUCCUGUGCACCAGAUGACGUGCACAGCCAGGGUUUAUCCGCCUCUGAGAACCCAAUACCUGUGGGUAGAAAUGUUACGCUUUCCAGCCUAAACCAAGUCACCACAGGAGCAUGGCUCUUCAACAAUAACAUCAUUGUCAUAAUAUUCCCUGGAAAUGCUGUCGUAGCCACGGAAUGGACUGGAAAAGUUACGUAUGAUACGAGCACGUCAUCGUUGACCAUAAUGUCGCUGCAAGUGGAAGAUUCCGGGACGUACACGUUACAAGAUGUGGGCUCUAAUGCUUCUCAAAUAGUGCUGUCAGUCCAAGAGCCAAUCACAGGCGUGACCCUGACCGCAAACGCGAGCCACCUGGUGGAGUUCAAUGACACCGCGGUGCUCACCUGUGCCGUUUCCACGGGCACGUCCCUGUCCUUUACGUGGCUAAACGACACAUCCGAGUUGACAGCCGACGGAAACGUUCAAAUCAGUGAGGACGGAUCUCAGCUGACCAUCGCUGAAGUAACCCGCUACGACCAGGGCCCGUUCAAGUGCAACGUGUUCAACGGCAUCAGCCAGGGAAUCGAUCAACAAGUCUCUUUUGACAUCAGCUACGGUCCGACAAACCCGAAAGUGUCAGUCACCCCCUUAAAGGACACCCAUAUCACGGGGUCUGACAUCACCCUGUCAUGCUCGGCCGAGUCCAAACCCGACGCAACAAUCCAGUGGCUGGUAGACGGUGUGAGCAUCAACCAUUCCGACCCACAGCUUCAACUCACCAACGUCACAGAGACCCACUCGGGGGACUACCAGUGUCUCCUCCAUAACAGCGUCACAUCCAGAUUCAUCAGUGCAACCGCGAUGAUCAGCAUCAUGGCACCGAUAACAGCAGUCAUGGUCAACCGCACCGGCGGACCGGCAAUCGCCGAUGAGCUCUUCACCCUCAUGUGUCACGUGACCGGCGACUUCCACCUCAUCCAGUGGUGGAUGAACGGUGACCUGGUGUCUGCUGACAAUACCACAGUGUUUGCUAUGGGCAACAAGACGCUGACUCUCAGCCCAGCCCAGCCCUCAGAUGCCGGAGAUUAUCAGUGCCGGGCUUAUAACGCCGUGAGCAACAUGACCAGCAGCCCCUACACUGUGGAAGUCUACUACGGCCCAUCGAUGCCAGUGAUCACGGCACCCUCCUUGGCCCUGAGCGAGACACAGGUGGUCCUCAACUGCUCCAGCACCUCCCACCCUCCAAGCCAGCACACGUGGUCCUUCAACAACACUGUGGUGGCCAACGCCUCAGAGUAUCAGGCGGGACCGCUGCACUUGAACAUGAGCGGGACGUACACCUGCACGGCCUCCAACAGCAUCACGGGGAAAAACAGCACGGCAGACCACAUGCUCACUGUUUUGGAUCCAGUGACAAUGGCUUCCGUAACAACCACGGAGCCUCAUCCGAUCCUGAACCACACGUUCACGCUAACCUGCGAAACAAAAGGGAACGUGGACUCCAUCACCUGGAUGCACAACGGCACCAUAUUAUUGUCUGACGGCGUGAGAAACCUCACCAUGGACAACACCACCCUCACCUUUGACCCCAUCCUGAUGUCCCAUAACGGGAAUUACACCUGUGUCGCUUCCAACCCACUCAGCAGCUUCAUGAGUGAACAUUUCAACAUGGCUGUCAUAUAUGGACCCGGACCGCCAACCAUCAUGGGGGACAGUGUGGCGCUAGUACAAAGCAGCGUGGCGCUCAUCUGUAGCGCCCCAUCACGCCCCCCUAGUGACUACAAAUGGUAUUUUAACAACAACAUAGUGGCUAAUACCUCAGUGUACCAAACGCCUCCUCUUACCACUAACAUGAGUGGAACGUACACCUGCAAGGCCCAAAACGCCAUCACUGGCUACAACAGCACCGCCUCCACUACACUCACAGUUUUCGACAAACUAAAAGACAUCGACAUCGAGGCGCCUAUGAAAGCUGCCAUAGAAGGUUAUUCCUUCACAUUAACAUGCAACGUAUCCGGACCUGCUCAUCAAGUGGUCUGGAUGAAGAAUGGACUCAACCUGACGACGGAGAGCAGAAUCAUGCUCUCGAUGGAUAACAUCACCGUCACCUUUGACCCUCUGCACAGAAAUGAUAGCGGACUGUACAACUGCUUGGCUAUGAAUCCCGUUGAAAGUAUGGCAAGCCCUUCUCAUUUGCUUCUUGUCAACUUUGGACCAGACACACCUAUGAUCGAUGGACCAUCACUGGCUGUGGAGGGGCAAUCUAUAAACUUCACCUGCUCCGUCAUGACCAUGCCCGACAGUGAUUUCUACUGGUUGCACAACGGCUCCAUAGUAGCCAAUAGCUCCAUGUUAGUGUUAGGUAAUGUAUCUAUGGACAUGAAAGGAGAAUACACCUGCAAGGCCAAAAAUCCCGUCACCGGAAUGAACAGCACAAAGUCGCUGAUGCUCAAGGUCAAUGACGCUAUUAGCUCGGUGAUGGUGACAAACGACUCCAUCCCCAUUGACGGCAACAACUUCACCCUCACCUGCGAGGUGGAUGCACCUUAUGACUCGAUACAGUGGAAAAAGGACGACGUGCUCCUUGGAAUGAACAUGUCCACCACCAACUACUCUUACUACUACAUGGAGAAAAACAAGCUGCACUUCACACCGCUGAUGCUCCACAACAACGGCACUUACAAGUGUGUCGCCAGAAACCUGAUUGGUCCUCACCAAAGCCCUGCGUACGAGCUUCUGGUGAACUACGGUCCCCUCAGCGUGGAAAUCUCGGGUCCAGAAUUCAACCGAGAAGAACUCACUUUCUCCAUGAAGUGUGUGGCCGAUUCGUAUCCAGAACCAGAGUUCCAGUGGUUCUUAAAUGAUCUACCGUCAUCGGCCAUCGGUGUCGGCAGCAUCAUCCAGAUCUCGGUAUCGCUGCUAAUCGAGGCUAACUAUACAUGCAAGGCCACAAACCCUGUGACUAACAUCACUAUGUCAAAGACCAAAACCUUUAGCCUCACUGGUUCCGCCAAUGCCAUUCCUUCCCUAUCCCAAAAAGGCCUUAUGAUCAUGGGUGUUUUUAUCCUAUCAGCCCCAGUCCUUUUCCAGUGAAUGCUUCCAAGCCAAAACCCAGAUUACCUGAAAUAGUUUUGAACUUUGUACUAAAACAAGAUGGGAAAGUUGUUAUGGAAAAUGGAGGAAAACCAUGCAAUGUGAUGAUGGAAAUAGGAAAAGUUGGCUGCCCGAUACUAAUAUGUGCAAUACAAUUUUCAUGAAAUAUCAACUACACAAAUUCAUGUUAUCAAUCAGAACUCACUGUACAACACUUAUUAAUUCAAUACCUAUAGGACACUACCAGAGGACACCUAUUCCUUCUCUGUUCUUUAUCAGGUAUCAUCAAUGGCUGAGUAUUUUUGCUUUAUUUUAGUUUUAUUAUACAGUUGUUAACUUCGAUAUUAAUAUAACAGUUGAUAAUGUUAGUCUCGCUUACAACAUAAAUCUACUUUACAGUAAUCCCUCGCCACUUUGCGCUUGUUCUAUCACAGUUUUAUAAAAAAAUAUAUAUUAAUGAAUAAAUUAUGCUGUUUUGUGGUUGAAUUAAUUGAGUCAAAAAUAGGCAUAUUUAAGCAAACUUUAAGUAUCAGUUGCUCAAAUUAAAAAUGAAUUAAAAUACAUAUAUGAGGCAAAACAGGGCUGCACGGUAGUUGAGUGGUUAGCGCUCAGGCCACACAGCUAGGAGACCCGAGUUCGAUUCCACCCUCUGCCAUCUCUGUGUGGAGUUUGCAUGUUCUCCCCGUGCAUGCGUCUAUAUGUGCACUGUGAUUGGCUGGCGACCAGUCCAGGGGUGUACCCCGCCUCUCGCCUGAAGACAGCUGGGAUAGGCUCCAGCACCACCGCAACCCUUGUGAUGAUAAGCGGUAGAAAAUGAAUUAAUGAAUAUAAGGCAAAACUAACACAAACUAAUUCCAAGAUGGGAUGAUGUGUAGUAUUCUACACUGGUCUCUUGGUGUCAAAAAUGUUACUGAAAUGUUCAGUGAGACACACAAGCACCAGACUUGAUAAGCAGAACAACAGCCUUUAUUGCAGGUUUGAAUUAUCUAUUGAAUUAUCACACUAAUCCCUAAUUAAAAUCCCAAAUAAAAACAUAGGACAGCGUUUCUGCCGUAACCCAUGCCAAGCUAAAACUCAACUCUGAAUCCCCAACGUCACUUCCUGUCUGCCCCCAACUCAUUUCCAGUCAGAUCUGGAACCAUUUAACCAUGAUGAACAAGGGAUUACUGUAUUUCAUUAGAAGCAUCAAGCCUUCCAUUUUAGAGUUUCGCCAUGUUUAAUUUGUAGUCACCAGCUAAUUCUUAGUUAGCAUUUUAACACUGCAAUGAUGACACACAGUGUUAAUUAUUUUUCUCACAAAAUAUGUUGUGAUUAUUGCUAUGACUGCACUGGAACACUAUAGCCUUUUUAAAAAAAAAAAAAAAAAACGUUUGUAUGAAAGGCACCAACACCAAAUAGUGGGACAAGGUCAGUGAGAUGUUCCACCUUCGGAGGUAGUAUCGGAAGAGAACGUAAGAGAACCUGGGGAUGUGAGGGACACAGGUCAAAGGUCAGCUUCCACUUUCUCUUCUUUCUGAAUUGUGUACCUAAUAACUCUGAGGUUGACUUUUUUUUCAUGUUUGUUGACACAAAUUAACAGCACUUUUAUUUCACAUUGUCUGUGCUAAUUUAUAUUUUUUACCCUUUCAUUACCCUAAGGGCAGAGGUCCAGCUGCACCCGCCCCCCCUCUCUAUACUUCUUUGGUUUCAUCCACAUCACUUGGUGGAUGUUUGAUCCCAUGUAGGGCCGUAUCACACCUGUAGAGGGCGCCCAUCUACCACACAUACAGUAUGUGCUGGCUUAAUGCACUGAGCAUUAAUAUUUUUUUUUCUCCCCUGCCCCUGGUGAAUGCAGCCCUGGGUAAUUAAUUGCCCAUGAGGACUAUACUUAGAACCACCACUGGUAUGGGAAUUCUGUUUCUGUAUAAAAAGCACAGGCGGAUUGUUGCCAGAUCUUUUCUUCGGGCUCUGAUGUUAAUGAUCAUUUAGAUGGAUCGUUGUGGGAUAGGCUACAAAAAAUUAUGAAAAUAUAGUUUUGGCAAUUGAAAACAAGAAACUCUUACUACUUGCACUUGUGAGAUUAAUUUUUUAUUGUAAUAGAAAUGUAGGAUUGUUUAUUGUGAUUUGAUUUGUAUUUAUUUCUUAAUCAAUAAAACCUCAACGUUUGGCCAUUA
Molecule: messenger RNA, 5395 nt
Organism: Doryrhamphus excisus (bluestripe pipefish)
Lineage: Eukaryota; Metazoa; Chordata; Actinopteri; Syngnathiformes; Syngnathidae
Product: cell adhesion molecule CEACAM5-like
Source: RefSeq, a predicted model, not a curated record